UAAAAAAAGAAUGAUCUGUUUUCAGCAUUGUUUACAAGUCAAUUGCGACACGUCUCGAGCUGUUGUCUGUAUGGUGGCCUCAGGACUCGGUGUUUGGGUAGCGACCCAGCAUAGCGCGGUACUUAAGCUCUUCCACGCUAUAAGCUAUGAAAAUCUCCUGGAUGUCAAUAUUGCCCCAGCCGUCACUAAGAUGCUUGCAGGUUUUGAUGAUAUCAUUCGUCAACACAAAGCAGCUUGCCUUCGUGUCACGGCUCUUCUCACCUCUAAUGACCUCUUAUGGAUAGGAACGAGUGCCGGCGUUAUUUUGUUUUUACCUCUUCCACAUCUGACCUCUUCUACCUCAAAAUUGGAUAACGUUCCUAACGUUUCUGGGGUCCCUCGUGGUCACACUGGGCACGUACGUUUCCUGACACGUGUGGAGAUGACGCCCGGUCCACACACAGAUGAAUGUUCCUCUACCAGUUAUAUACAUCAGUCAAUCUGUAGUCAAAAAGGUGGCGCUGCUCGUCACACGUCCUCUACCACUGCUACCACAGGACGUCGCUUGCUUGUGAUGAGUGGAGGUGAUGGUUAUGAAGACUUCUCUAGCUCAGGAUUGAAAGAACCAAUAGGGCGGGAUGACAGUACUAAUCACUUGCUUUUGUGGCAAGUUUAAAGGCUGUGUAUCGUGAAGUUGUGCCAAGCUGUGAGAUCUGCCUUUUUUUUGCAGCUAACCAUUAUUGGAAUACUAAGCCUAGCACUAUAAUGCUAGAAACAUUCUGUACACGAGUCCCCAGAUAUUGCUAAAAUACUCAGCCAAUGAGCAAACAUUACUCAAAGUGUUUAAAGGUUUUGUGGCUGAUUUGUACAAUAAAUGACAUUGAUAUGUUUCAAUUAAUGUCAUUCUUUUAGUGAAAAAGAUGUUUUAUUUUCUAAAACUAAAAUAUGAACUGAAAGCAAGAAACUAUGCUAUUUUAAGACGCAGUAUUGUAAUUUUGUGAAUUUUCGUCCUAAGUUGUGUCUAUCACUCCAGAUCAGUGAGGAUGUUGUCUUACGUUUGUACUACAUUGUCUUCA
Messenger RNA from Limulus polyphemus (Atlantic horseshoe crab), 1055 nucleotides. Its product is annotated as rho guanine nucleotide exchange factor 17-like. Bases 11 to 655 code for a protein of 214 amino acids. Gene Ontology annotation, biological process: actin cytoskeleton organization. Gene Ontology annotation, molecular function: guanyl-nucleotide exchange factor activity. The record is from RefSeq and is a predicted model, not a curated record. The transcript has 3 exons. Lineage: Eukaryota; Metazoa; Arthropoda; Merostomata; Xiphosura; Limulidae.